This is a messenger RNA of Medioppia subpectinata, 957 nucleotides long. The record is from the annotation of a GenBank genome assembly. Lineage: Eukaryota; Metazoa; Arthropoda; Arachnida; Sarcoptiformes; Oppiidae.
AUGCUGUCCGCGGCGUUUAGACUCAAGUACCCGGGGCUCAGUGUGGGUGCGAUAGCGGCGAGUGCGCCAGUAUUAGGGGUGGAGGGUCUGGCCAAAAGUUGCGACGCCUACUCAAAGCUGGAGACCAAAGAUUUCACAGAAUAUUCUCCAAACUGUUCGCAAACUGUUAGAAAUUCAUGGGAAGCCCUCUUCCGUAUAGCCGGCACAGCCGACGGACGAAAGUGGUUGACCAACGAAUUUAAACUAUGCAAAGAGUUGGCCGCCGGCGAGGAGAUCCGGAUAUUUCAGUGGCUGAUGGUGGCCUGGUCUCACGUGGCCAUGGUUGAUUACUCAAACGAGGCCAAUUUAUUCUCCGAAUUACCCGCGUAUCCAUUGCGCGAAAUGUGCAAACAUAUGACAAAUCCGGGCGCCGAUGACCGGGGGCUGCUUAGCCAGGUGUAUGAGGCGGCCAACGUGUUUUAUAACUAUAAGGGUCUAUCAAAAUGCAACGAUUUAAACCCAAAUGGACCCGUCGACCCCACUGCCUGGGGCUUUCAGUCUUGCACCGAUAUAGUGAUGCCUUUCUGCACCAAUGGCAAGACUGAUAUGAUUGAACCGUUCGGCUAUGACUUUAAGGCAUACUCCGACCAAUGCUUUAGUCAGUAUGGCGUCCGUCCGGACCCGAGAAAAGCUAUGAUGUUAUGGGAAAAGCAGUCCCUCCGGAGGGCAACAAAUUUGAUAUUUAGUAACGGUUUGCGAGACCCUCACAGUAGUAACGGAGUAUUGGACUCAUUGUCCGAUUCGGUGAUAGCGUUGAAGAUCAGUCACGGCUGUCAUCACGAAGACCUCCGGCCCGCAGGCGUUAACGACACACAAGAGCUCAUUAAUGUCCGCAAUCAAGAGAAACAAUAUAUGAAACAAUGGAUUGAAGAGCACUACACAACAUUGAAUUACUUUCCUAAUGAAUGGCUUAACUAA